CUCAGGGAGAGUGGUGAGAGGCUGUUAUUUAGGUCUGUUACAGCAGACAGGGAGCAGCACACUUAAAGGCAGGGGGGGGAGACGACAGAGUCAGCACAGCCCAGCUCCACUUGGCUAGGCAGGGACCAAGCUCUGCAUUCCAUGCUGCCUGAGAAGGGAAAGAGCAAAACUCGGGCGACAGAGUGACAGCAGCAGAUAAGCUCGGAGAGGGAAGGCGGCAUUUCCAGUCGGCGAGCUGUUGCUGCAGUUUGUUGCAGCCCCUGACGUGAGCAGCAGGGCGGCUGAGACUGAGGGCUUGUAGAGAGAUUUUUUUCCUGAGGGGUGGGGGGGUGCCAUGUUUGACUGCAUGGAGGCGUUGGGAAUGGGCCCCCGUCAGCUCUAUGAUGUCACCAGCCGCGGCGCAUGCAUGCUGCGGAAGGCGAGCCCCUUCUUCGCGGGGCUGGACCCCUUCGCUUGGACGGGCAGUGCCAGCGUUCAGUGGCUCGGCCAAGGGGGCUGCUGUCAGGGGCUACAGAGCAGCACAGGAAGAGACUGGGACAGACAGUCUCCUCUCCUCCUCUUCCCACACCCCUCAGCCCACAGCUGGUUUGAGCUGCUCAGCCAUCUGAGAGAAACUCUCUGCUAUGAUAUGAUAUGCGCGGUGGAGACCCAGAGCACCAGCUCGGAAGAGAUGGUACCCAGUUCUCCAUCACCACCUCCCCCACCUCGGGUCUACAAGCCCUGCUUUGUGUGCCAGGACAAGUCCUCGGGGUAUCACUAUGGGGUCAGCUCCUGCGAGGGUUGCAAGGGUUUCUUCCGUCGCAGCAUCCAGAAGAACAUGGUGUACACCUGCCACCGAGACAAGAACUGUCAGAUUAACAAGGUCACGCGCAACCGCUGCCAGUACUGCAGGCUGCAGAAGUGCUUUGAGGUCGGCAUGUCCAAGGAAGCGGUACGCAACGACAGAAACAAAAAGAAGAAGGACGUGAAAGAGGAGGUGAUGCUUCCAGAGAGCUAUGAGCUCAGUGGAGAACUGGAGGAGCUUGUCAAUAAAGUCAGCAAAGCUCACCAAGAGACCUUCCCCUCACUUGGCCAACUGGGCAAAUACACCACCAACUCCAGCUCCGACCACCGUGUCCAGCUUGAUCUGGGCCUAUGGGACAAAUUCAGUGAGCUGUCAACCAAAUGCAUCAUCAAGAUUGUGGAAUUUGCCAAACGGCUGCCAGGUUUCACCACCCUCAGCAUUGCUGACCAGAUCACACUUCUUAAGUCUGCCUGCUUGGACAUUCUGAUGCUUCGGAUCUGCACACGCUACACUCCAGAACAGGAUACUAUGACCUUUUCCGAUGGCUUGACUCUGAACCGAACGCAAAUGCACAACGCUGGCUUUGGACCCCUAACAGACUUGGUGUUUGCCUUUGCUGGCCAGCUUUUACCCCUGGAGAUGGAUGACACAGAGACUGGCCUCCUCAGCGCCAUCUGCCUCAUCUGUGGAGACCGCAUGGACCUGGAGGAGCCCCAGAAAGUGGAUAAGCUGCAAGAGCCUCUGCUGGAGGCUUUAAAGAUUUACGCCCGUCGUCGUCGCCCCAACAAGCCCCACAUGUUCCCGCGCAUGCUCAUGAAGAUCACGGACCUCAGGGGCAUCAGUACCAAAGGUGCGGAGAGAGCCAUCACUCUGAAGAUGGAGAUCCCAGGGCCGAUGCCUCCCCUGAUCAGGGAGAUGCUGGAGAACCCAGAAGCCUUUGAAGACCAAACCGAGCGCAACGACAGCCCCCCACCCCCGCCGCCCCCGCCGCCACCGGCCCCGGCCCUGGUGCUGAAGCAAGAGGUCGAAGACGAGGACGACAGCUGGGCCACGGAGAACGGCAGCGAGCCGUCGCCCGAGGAGGAGGAAGAAGACGAGGACGAGGACGAUGCGGGCGAUGACGAGAGAGACAGGGGCUCGGACAGCGACGGGGAGCCGUGGGGGGUCCUGGACGCCAUAGACGGCUCCAGGAAAGGCCUUGUAGGGAGGGCUCAGUGAGCAGCCUAUUUCAUACACAUGCACUGAUUGAUGACACACACACAUAGAUAACCUCACUCCAUCUCCCGCAUCAAUAAAAACAUGGCCUUCCCCCCCGCCCCCCCUCCAUCUCGGUGUCCUCCACAGAGGAGCCUUAUGAGUUCACAGCCAUUAAACUGUGGCCCACGCGCUCCACCACAAGUGAACUCCAGACAGAUAAAGCUAAGGAGAGACGACAGUUAAAAACAACGCAAACUCCUGGCGAGGCCGAGGGGGACGUUAACAUGACAAAAAAAAAGUGACCCUCUCCAGUCUCUUUGUCUCGACUUUUGUUGUUCCUAACUGGACAGGACAAAGUGGAACAAUCAGAACUUAAUAGUUCUGGUUAAUCACAAAAAGCACAUUUCUUAAAAAUGAAACAUGAGUACAAGGCAAAACCAAAUCACAGUAUGUUAAUCUUUGUUUUUGCUGGUGACUAUUGUUUGUCUUCUUUUCU
Messenger RNA from Entelurus aequoreus (snake pipefish), 2477 nucleotides. RefSeq names its product retinoic acid receptor gamma-A. The transcript is spliced from 9 exons. Gene Ontology annotation, cellular component: nucleus; transcription regulator complex. Gene Ontology annotation, biological process: cellular response to corticotropin-releasing hormone stimulus; regulation of transcription by RNA polymerase II; retinoic acid receptor signaling pathway. Gene Ontology annotation, molecular function: nuclear glucocorticoid receptor binding; RNA polymerase II cis-regulatory region sequence-specific DNA binding; zinc ion binding. The record is from RefSeq and is a predicted model, not a curated record. NCBI's taxonomy places the organism in Eukaryota, Metazoa, Chordata, Actinopteri, Syngnathiformes, Syngnathidae. Bases 335 to 2002 code for a protein of 555 amino acids.